Messenger RNA from Coregonus clupeaformis (lake whitefish), 8386 nucleotides. It is a transcript of the gene nin, whose product is annotated as ninein (GSK3B interacting protein). Gene Ontology annotation, molecular function: calcium ion binding. The transcript is spliced from 31 exons. Gene Ontology annotation, biological process: microtubule anchoring at centrosome; centrosome localization; centrosome-templated microtubule nucleation. The coding region runs from base 321 to 7838 and encodes 2505 amino acids. The record is from RefSeq and is a predicted model, not a curated record. Lineage: Eukaryota; Metazoa; Chordata; Actinopteri; Salmoniformes; Salmonidae. Gene Ontology annotation, cellular component: centriole; ciliary transition fiber; centrosome.
UCAGGAGCUUUUCAAAAUCCGAAAGGAGAGAUGCAGUUGACUCAGAAGGUAUUUUAGACUACUGAACGAGAACAAACCGUUUGACAACACAGGUAUAAAUAUAUAGUAGGCUACCUUGGUUACGCUAGCCCCAAAUAAGGAGUUGAAUCAUCAAGUUUCGGAAGGGUUUAUUUGAGAGAAAAUCAAAACCUAUUUUUUUAAAGGAAGGACGGACCGUUGUGAAACUUCUGUAGCGGUCUCCCUAAAAUUCGACCAGAGAAGAGGGAUAGGCAGCCUUCGACUCAGUGGAGUUUCUGUGGGGCAGGGUGCUGUCCUAUGGGAUGGAUGACGGCCAGCAGGAUCAGUACGAGGAGCGGCUGAAGGAGGUGUUUGAGAGUUUCGACGCCAGCGGCGCCGGGUCGCUGUGCCCCGAGGAGCUGUCUGACCUGUGCCAGGCCCUGCACCUGGAAGAUUCCACCCCCACCCUGCUCCAUGCCCUGCUGCAGAACCAGGACAGACUCACUGGCAGGGUUGAUUUUGACCAGUUCAAGAAUGCCCUGAUUCUGGUGUUAUCGACCAACGUAGCAGCAACACCUGCACACAGUCAGGAGACAACAUCCACUCUGCUACCACCAGACUCACCAGUCCAAGCUAAGUUUGUACGGGGUAGUAAACGCUAUGGCCGACACUCUACACCAGAGUUCACAGAGACCAUCGCAGACUUCUCAGACGCUACAGGGCAGGACCCAGAAGAUCACGAAGACUCUUCUGUGCCCAGGAAACGUGAGCGCUGGAACGCUCUUGAAAGGGGAACGGAAGAGUACGAGGCAGAAGGCCAGCUGCACCUGUGGAACCCUGAUGAGCCCUCUACCCCGCGGGGCUCUAUCACACCCCUCUCAGACCGCCUGGAGGAGAGGUUUCGGGAGGCCUGCGAGGAGCUGGCUAUGUCCUGGGAUGGAUGUGCCAGCCACCAUGAGCUACUGGCUCUCUGUGACCACCUGGGGCUGGAGGUGACGGAGGAUGUCCUCCAGGUUCUAAGUGUUAAUGAGAUAAUGAGCGUUCAGGCGUUUGCUUCCUGGGUUCUGAACCACGCCAAGCCCCCCACCCCCUCUGCCUCCACACCUUACAGACAGCUCAAAAGACUACACUCCUCACAGCCAUUCGAUGAGACGGGCCGUAGAACCAGCGCUAUGACGAGUACCAUCGGGAUGCGUCUGUUCUCUACUCUGGACGAUGGGACAGGGUCCACCCCCGCUGAGGACGUCCUGGAUGCCUGGACGGAGGAGGGCAUCGAGAACAGCUCUGAGAUACUGCAGGCCUUGGAUUUUGACCUGGAGGGCAAAGUGAACCUCGGUGAGCUGACUGUGGCUCUGGAGAACGAGCUCCUCAUGACCAAGAAUGGGAUCCACCGGGCUGCACUGGCCAGCUUUAAGGCUGAGAUCCGAUACCUACUUGAGCGUGUAGAUCGGGAGCUCAGAGAGAAAGUGAAGAUUCGUUCUGACCUGGAGAAAGCGGAGAAGUUAAAAACCCAGCUGGCUACUGAGGUGGACGAGCAUCACUCUGCCAUCGAACGCAUGAAUGACCUCAACCUCAGAAAGCUGGAGCAGGAACACAGGGAGAAGCUGGUGUCUGUCAGGUCGGAGCUCAUUAGAGAGAUGGACCAGAUACAGCAGCAGGCUGGUCUGCAGAGAGAGGAACUGGAGGCAGAGAUGGAGAAGAUCAGAGACGACGAGACUUUCCUCAGAGACCACCUCUCACUCACUGUCAAGGAAAGUAGGCGUCUGGAGAUGGAGCUGCUGGACAGCACUGAGAAACUGGUGGAGGCAGAAAACCAGGUCAGCAAGCUGCAGAGGAACCUGGAUAACAUCCUGAAGGAAAAGUUUGGGGACCUGGACCCAGGCAGUGCAGAGUUCUUCCUUCAGGAGGAGCGUCUCAGACGGCUACGCAGCAGCUAUGAGGAACAGUGCCGGGCGCUGCAGGAUCGCAUCGAUGAGCUUCAAGCAGAGCUACAGGAGUACCACAACUUGGGCCGCACCUCUCAGCCCUGUCUCAAACCCUCUCUCUCUGAGGACCUGGAGAGCAAGAGUCCUGGCGUGGAGUCAGACCCAGGUCUAGGCUCGGAGGAGGGCCAGCCGUUGUUCAACAUGAGCCUGGAGGCAGAGAUGAUGCUGGAACGGCUGAAAGAGAAGCACCUCCGAGAGAUGGAGGAUCUACAGGCUCAGCUGGAGAGCAAGGUGAGUGAGUUUGACCAGAAGGUGGAGGAGCAGAAGGCAGACCUGGAGGCCCAGAAGGCAGCCUUGUCCCUGCAGUACCUGGAGGAGAUCCAGGCACUACGAGGGGAGAUGUCCGGCAUCCAGAACCGAGCCCUGGAGCUCCAGGCCCAGGUAGAGAAUGCUGAGGAGGAGCGGGCCUGUCUGGAGCAGAGACAGGCAGGGGUGCUGGAGGAGCUGGAGCACCAGCAGGAGCAGGAGGUGAGCAGCCUGAGACAGGAGCUCCUGGAGGCUCACAUCCAGGCUUCUGCCCUGGAGGAACAGCUGAAAGUCCUGGAGGCCCAACAAGCGGAGGCCGAGCUGGGCGUGGACACGGAGAUGCGGGAACUGAGGAAACUUCACGCCUUGGAACUCAACAAGCUGGACGAGCAGCACGACAAGAUCCUUCAGGUCAGGCUGGAAGAAGAGCGAGGGAAGCUCCGGGAGGAGAGGGCGGAGGUGGAGAGGAGGCUGUCGGAGGAGUGGGAGAGGGAGAAGGUGGAGUUACAGCGGAGCCACGAGGAGGCGGUGAAGGCUAGGAUAGAGGAGGUGGAGAGGAGGCUGUCAGAGGAGUGGGAGAGGGAGAAGGCGGAGUUACAGCGGAGCCACGAGGAGGCGGUGAAGGCUAGGAUAGAGGAGGUGAGUUUGAAGUUCCAGGCAGAGCGAGAGGAGUCGGAGAUGCGACUAACGGAGGAGUGGGAGAGGGAGAAGGUGGCGUUACAGCGGAGCCACGAGGAGGCGGUGAAGGCUAGGAUAGAGGAGUCGGAGAUGCGACUAACGGAGGAGUGGGAGAGGGAGAAGGUGGCGUUACAGCGGAGCCACGAGGAGGUGGUGAAGGCUAGGAUAGAGGAGGUGGAGAGGAGGCUGUCAGAGGAGUGGGAGAGGGAGAAGGUUCAGCUGGAUGAGCAGAGUAACGCGUCGCUCCAGACCAUGUUAGAGGACGAGAUGUUACGUCUAGUCGAGGAGCAGGAGGGUAGGGAGAGCCGUCUCGCCGAGCAGUGGGAGCUGGAACGAGUUCAGCUCCAGGAGUGUCAGGAGGAGGCUCUCCUCACCCGGUUGGCAGAGGAGAAGCUGAAGCAGCAGGAGGAGACGGAGAGGAGGCUCAGGGAGGACUGGGACAGGGAGAGACUCCAGCUGGAGAAGGACUAUGAGGGGAUGCUCCAGGAGCGGCUGCAGGAGCACAGGGAGAGGCUGGCGGGGGAGAAGGAGGAGCUGGAGAAGAGGCUGAAGCAGAUGAUGGAGGAGGAGAAGGAGUGCCUGGAGGAGGCCCACAGACAGGCUGUGCAGGAACUAAGUGCCAAACACAGCGAGGAGAGGGAACAGCUCAGCGGUCUGCUGGAUAAACUGCGGGAGGAUAUCGCUGAGGAAAGGAAAGAACUAGAGAGCCACUUCUCCCAGAAAAUCAGGGAGGUGGAGGCCCGGUUCUCAGGCGACCAGGACGCUGUCGCAGAGCGCUUCCAGACCGACGUUUCCAACCUGGAGACGCACUAUCAGAGCGAGCUGAAGGCACUCACCGAGAGCCACGCUGAGCAGAAAACCAAAUGGGACAAGGAGACGGAGGAAGCCCUUCAGGAAGCUGAAGAGCAGAGGAGAGUUCUGCAGGAAACCAUGGAACAAGAGAGGGAGACCAUCACCCAGGACCUGGUGAAAGAGAGGGAGCUGCUAGAGAGUGUCCAUAAGGAAGAGAUGGAUGCAUUGGUCGCGAAGAACCAGGAACUCCAAAAGGAGCUGGAGAGUUUAAUCAGUUUAGCCCAGACCAAAGAAAUCGAGCUGAGUAGGCAGCUGAACGAUCUUCACAAUAGGCUGCAGGAGAACCUGGACACGAAAGACGAGCUUCUGGCCCAGUCUGAGAACAAAGCCCGGGAGAUGGAGCUUCUGCUGAACCAGGCAGUGGAGGACUUCAAGCAGGAGAGGGCAGAACUUCAGGGAAGCCUUUCUGAAUUAGAGGCAAGGCACUCCAUGGCUGAGAAGCAUCUUGAGGAGAGGUGUGAGCUGCUCUCAGAACGUGAUGACCUGAAGUUGAAGAUCAAAGAACUGGAGAAGCUCCUGAGACAGGUGGCGGUGGACUUUCAGUUUGAGAGACUGGAGCUGCAAGAGAACGUCUCAGACCUGGAACUGAAGCUGAAGGAGAGCCGUCCUUCCUCUGACCUGCAGGACAAUGAGAAAGGAGAGCUUCUGGCCGAGAGAGACCAGCUUAGUAUUAGGAUUCAGGAAAUCGAGAACGAGCUCAACCAACUUCUAGAAUCUGCAGACAUAACAGAGAACAAAGAAAUGGACGAAUCAAAUGAAGUAAAUUUACCACUGCUAGGAGAGGAACAUCUAGAGGCUGCAGCUCUUGAAGAACAAGAAGUAUGUUCAGAAAACCUUACAGUUAGUGAUGAGACAUGUGACGACGUUGUUCCAGAGGACUGUGAAGGCCUUGACGUAGCUCCUGUGGAGCAGGGACCAAACGAUGAAGUUGAGAUUAUUACUGAAUCACCUCAUGAGAUGGAGAGUUCUGAAAACAUCAUUGCAGAAGUCUGUGAUCAAGAAAUACCUGUUACCUCAGACAACCUGAAUGUCUUAGUAGAGGCAUCUGACACCUCUGGCGAACAAGGACAAGAUGACGAAGUGGAGAUGAUCCCUGAAACUCCAAAUAGGUUACAGGAAUGUCCUGAAGACACCAUAACUCUUCAUCUUGAUGGGGCGUGUUAUGAUGAAACUACUGUGGGCGACGGCCAAGACCCUGUGGUCGAAUCUGUUGCCGUUGGGGAGCAAGCACAAGAUGGCGACGCUAGUGAGGGAGGGAUGACUCCUGAAUCUUCUGAGGACAUUGAGGUAUGUCCUGAAAACAUUAUCAGUGUUGAGGCAUGCAACGGUGAAGUCGCUGCUAUUCCAGAAGAAUGCCAAGAACUUGUUGAGGAAUCCCCUGAAUUCCAAGGUCAGGCUGUGGACAACAUGGACGAAGACACUAACGAUGACAUGGUAGUGUUGUCCAUUCCAGAGGAGCAACCUCAAAGUGACAACGUUGAUGGAGAUGUCUGUCUCUCUGAGAUGAAGUGUGAAGUUUCUUCCCCUGAUAAAAUGGAACAGAAUGAUGCUGGUGUAGAAGAAACUGGUUUUGAUGAUAAGCCUGAAGAGGAGGAACUUCAAAAUCAUCUGUUCAAUGAAGAAGUACAGGGUUAUGUGUCUCUGGUUGUCUCUUCAGCCCUAGAGGAGAUAGGUCAUGACACUGAGAAAGAGGCUGUGGAACUGAUUCCUCAGCUGCAGCAGAAGUGUGAAGAGGCAGUGAAGGAGCGAGACGCCUGUGAGAUCACGGAGCUCCGGGAGCAAGUCGGUCAGUUCCAGAGCGAGGCCAGUCGUCUGGCUCGGCUACAGAGCCAGUAUGACACUGCCACUGAGGAGAACCUGGCGCUACAGCAGAAGAUCUCAGAGCUUCAGCAGAAGACUGACGCACUGGAGAGUCUUUCAGCAGAGAACGGUGGAAAUACAGCUUCCGAUCAGCAAUCUUUAGAGGAAAACGGCACCCUCAGUGCUCAGGCCAAAGAGAUCAAGGUGAUGUCUUCGGAUAUGGCCGCGCUUCAGAUCAGAUACGAGGAGUGCAUCUGUGAAAACGCCAAGCUGGAGGAACAGAACUGUCGACUGGAGAAGAGAGUUCUGGGCCUCGAGAGCAAAAUGCACAUCAUCCAAGACUUCCAGGAUCAGCAAGUAGCGUUGGUGGACGAGAUCACCAGGAUGAGAGAGGAGAACUGUAAGCUGACUGAUCUAGUCAGCGAGUUAGAGAGGCAGGAUGAGAUUCUCAUGGCUCUGCAGCUGGAGGCCGAGUCCGAGGAAGACGCCACCACAGAACAAGAACAAGAGUCCUUCCUGGACCUGAACUCCCAACUGGAGGCUAAGAUACAGGCUGUGUCGGAGCUGGAGGACUGCUGCACGGAGUUCGAGAAGCAGAACGCCAAGCUCCGCAGUGCCCUAACGGACCUGCAGGACAAGUCGCUGAGGAUACAUGAGAGGAUGCAGACCCAUAGGAAUGAGGCAGGUCGUCUAGCAGAGGAGAACCUCAUACUCAGACACAAGAUCUCGAUGCUGAAGGAAGAGGACCUGAGAGAGACCCAGGAGGAGACACUCUUGAAACUGGAGCAUUUCAGGAAGGAGAAGAUUGCUGCACAAAAGAAGGCAGAGAGUUUCAAGAGACAGAUAUCUGAGCUGCGUCUCCGCAGUCAGCAGCUGGAGGAUGAGAACGGGCUGCUGUCGGAGAAGAACACCCAGAAUGCAGCAGGAGUGGAGGGCUUGAGCCAGCAGCUGAGGGAUCUGCUCAGACAGAGUGAGAGACAGGAGGCUGUCCGAGACCAGCAACACACUGUGCCAGAGGAUGACAGGAACAAGAUGGCAGUGUGUGUGUCUGCCCUGGAGGCGGAGCUGACCAACGCUGUGGAGGGCACUGCACUGCUAGAGGAUGGCAAGGCCCAGCUGGUGCUACAAAUCAACACCCGCCGAGAUGAUAAGGUGCCUAAGAUGGGGGCUAUGGAGUGCCAGCUCUCCCACCUCCUGCAGGACAACAAGGCUUUGGAGAAACAAACCCAGGGCCUACGCAACCAGUUAGCCAAGUCUCAGGAGAGGACUCAUGUGUUGGAGGAAAGUCUUCAGUCUGCCAACCUCCAGAGCGCCCGUCUCAAGUCAGACCUCCGCGUGUCACAGCAGGAGAAGGACGCCCUCAAACAGGAAGUGAUGUCACUGCACAAACAGCUGCAGAAUGCCAAUGAUAAGAACCAGGUUCUGGAGAUGGCCCUGCACUCCAGCGGCUACCAGAGCCAGCAUAAGAAGCUGUACCGGGACGAGCUGGCCAGGCUGGUGGAGCAGGAACAGCAGCUGCUGAGGCAGGAGAACGAGAGGCUGACCAUGGAGCUCCACAACACCAAGGGUGACCUCCACCACACCAGGGACAAGACGUGUCAGCUGGAGGCAGCCAUCUUAACCGUGAAGCAGCAGAGACAGCAGUGCCAGUCCACCGUAGUGAAGACAGUCGAGCAGGAGAAGACUGCUAUGAAGAGAGAGCUGGACGUGACGCACCAGGAGCUAGUCUCUGCUCACAACAAGGUGUGUGAGGUCCAGAGAGAGCUGGAGAGUCUUCGUCAGGAAAACGAGGGUCUGAAGACCCAACAGAACCAUCUACAAGCCCGGCUUCUGGAGGCCCUCCAGGUCCAGCUGGGUGGUCUGCUGCCCCCGACCCCUCGCAGGAUGCCUGGUGAGCGGAGAGAGCAACACCGUGGGGACGACCUCAACCCAGAGAACGUACAGGAUGAGAGGGCGACGAUGAUGAUGAUGAUGAAGAUGGAGGAACGUAUGAGGGAGAUCGAGCUGUCGCUGCAUAACGUCAAGCUGCUGCUCAAAGAGAAGGUCUGCCAACUCAAAGAUCAGCUCCACAAGAACGGUAAAGCUGAUUCGUUGAUCAAGGACCUGUACGUGGAGAACGCCCAGCUGCUGAAGGCCUUGGAGAUGACCGAGCAGAGACAGAAAGUAGCAGAGAAGAAGAACUUCCUACUGGAAGAGAAGGUCUCCAGCCUCAACAGGAUAGUCAGAGACCUGAGCCCCUCACCCCUAGCCCCCGUGCCCUAUCAUUUCACCUGUUCCUAAUACCUCACCACAGUAGCUGGACGGAACAUGGAACUCGAGUGUUACAUUAAUAUUCCACCCUUAACCCUCAGUCCUCUUCCCCCCCCUUGCCCUACCACUAACAGCUGAGCCCCUAAACAUCUUUAUUGUAUUUAUUAUUUUAUCUGUUCCUAAUUUAGCAGGUAUGAGCUGAACAUGGACGGAACCAUGUAUUUCUUUGGACAGAACUACAGCGUUACACUAACAUUCCAUUUGAGGCUUGGGGAAACUCUGCGGUACUGCCAUACCCAACCCCCACGACUACUGUCCAUGGGGAACUCUGCGGUACUGCCAUACCCAACCCCCACGACUACUGUCCAUGUCCAAAGUAGUCGCCAAAGUAACGGAGCAUGGCUUUAAGUUGAUCACAAAAGUUGUCACUGAUGAUGAAAGUUUUUUUUACCAUGACACUAAAGCACUGUACCAGAGAACAUUCCUGAUACCGAAGUGCACUUCAGGGUUGGGGUCAAUUCCAUUUAAAUUCCAGUCAAUUCAGAAAGUAAACCAAAUUCCAAUUCCACAUUUUCCUA